Molecule: messenger RNA, 926 nt
Organism: Ctenocephalides felis (cat flea)
Lineage: Eukaryota; Metazoa; Arthropoda; Insecta; Siphonaptera; Pulicidae
Product: eukaryotic translation initiation factor 3 subunit J-like
Exons: 6
Coding region: 170-880 (236 amino acids)
Cellular component (GO): cytoplasm; eukaryotic translation initiation factor 3 complex
Molecular function (GO): translation initiation factor activity
Source: RefSeq, a predicted model, not a curated record
UGUUGGCUGCUUUGUUUCAAGUUUCGUGUGAUUCGCAUUGCAAUGUGCAUGAUUGAGAAACACGCUUCGUGGCUAGUGCGGUCAUGAUGUUUAUUGUACAAAUAUUUAGGUAUGGUUGUUCGAAAGUAUUUCUAAUCUAAUACGCAAUUAAUUGAUUUAUAAUUAAACCAUGGAGGACGAUUGGGAAAAUAUUGUAACCCCGAAAGUUCCGUCGAUUGUUCCAAACAAUCCUCUUAACAAAUGGGCUGGUGAAGAUGAAGACGAUGAAGUGAAGGAAAGUUGGGAAGAUGAAGAAGAAGAAAAAAAGGAUGUAGAGAAAAAUGAUUCAAAUAAAAAUGAACCUAUUAAAACUAAACCAAAAAAGUCCUUAGCAAAAAGUGUUGCAGAGAAGGAAAAAUUAAGAUUGGAGGAAGCUGAACGUAGACAGCGAGAGGAGGAAGAGAAUAUGACUCCUGAGGAAAAACGUGAAGCUGAGCUUCGUAGGAAAAAGCUUCAAGAAGAAGCUGACUUGAGAUUAGCUCUUGAAACUUUAGGAGUAGCACCCAGUAUUGACAGCAUCAAUCCUAAUGACAAAGCAGGCUUUGAGGAGCUAGCAGAUGCUAUUAAUAGAAAAGUGUCUAUAUAUAAAUCCAGAGAUGAAUUUCCUGCUUUCGUGGAGGAUCUAUUUCGAAACAUCUGUGUGAAUUUAAAUUCCUUUGAUCUUAAGAAAUUGAAACUCACGAUAGAUAAUAUGUAUAUGGAGAAACAAAAAGCUGAAAAGGGCGACAAAGCUAAAAAGUCUAAGGGAAAAGGAAAAGCUAAAUUGAAAAUGGAGGGCGAUAAUGCUAUAAUGAAUCAAUAUGGAGCUUAUGAUUAUGAUGAUUAUGAUGAUUUCAUGUGAUCAUUGUACUAUCUAUUUUCAAAGCAUAAUAAAAUGUAAAUGUUCA